AUGCAACGAACUCUUGAUUAGAGGUAAACCACUGAAUAAAUUAGGCGAAAUAACAAUUAAAAUAAUGCAGAUCUUCUUCUUUCAGUUUAUGAAUUAACUGCAAGGUCAUCUCUAUAAAUUGGACAAAGACCUAGAUAAUAGAGUCAAAGUAGAGAAAAAUAUAAAUUUAAAUAAUGCGAAUAAAAGAAAGUAGAUUUGAUGAGUAUAUCAUCACCAGGAAGUUAAAAAAAGCUACCUCUUUCACCUUAGUUAAAAUUAUAAUCUCCUAGAGAACCUGGCUUAAUUUUUAAUUUAAUUAGAGCAGCAAAUAAUGCAAUUGAAAAUAAUACAGAUGAUAAAAUUAUUAGAACUUAUAUGUAAAUUAGAACAUAAGUAGAAAUGAGAUUAGUAAUUAUUAUAUUAAUUAUUAGGAUGUUUUAGAAUCUGCAGAUUCAUUAGCUGUAUAAUUAGAAAAGAUUAAAUAAGAAAAUGAUACAUUAAGAAAAAGAGUUAGUGAUAACAUUAAUUCAUAAUCUCUAUCAAAUUUGGCAUAAUUAAAAAUGCAAUUAUAAAAGGCUGAAAAAAAAGCAGAAGUAUAUUAAAUUAUAAUUAUUUAUAGAGUAGAAAAGUAUGUAUCAAGAAAUUGUAUUAAUUAUUAGACAAGAGUGAGAAGGAAUUAGAAUUAUAUAAAUCAGGUAAGAAAAGUGCCAAAACAUCUUUUUCAAAAAAGAAUGAAUUAAAUGAAAUAUUAAAUGGAACAUAUCCAAAAAAUAAAGAAAAUAUACCUGAAACUUAUGAACCUUUGUUAUUAUCAUUAAUUAAGGAUAUAGAUUAGAAGAAUUAUGAAGCUAUUGAAAAUCUAUAAAAGAAUAACAGUUUGAAUACAGAUAUCGAUAUUGAGAAGAAUGCUCUCAUCUAAAAUUCAUUAAGUAACUACUCAUCUCUAUUACAAAGAAUCUUUUAAGCUUAUGUGUGAAUAGAAGGAAGAGAUUCUCAAAUAUUCUGCUUAAAUCUGUGAGAAUAAUUAAGAUCUAUGGAAGAAGUUUUUAGAAAUUGAUUUAACAUGCCAAAAAUAGAUUUCUACUCUUAGAUAAGCUAUAUCUGAAUUAGAAACUAAUAUUAAAUCUUAUUAUUAAUAUUUAAAUAAGAUUGGUCAUUAUUCAGCAUAAAAAUUCUAAGAUGCUUAUCAAUUUUAAGGAAUUAUUGGUGAUAGCAUAGCAAAAUGGCUUAAAUAAUUAGGUGAAAUUUAAGAAAUCAUUAAUUAAAGAGAAUCUGAAUAAUAUGAAUUUUAAUAAUUUUAAGAAACUCUUGUAAUGAGAUUAAAAGAAAUUAUAUAAAAUAAUAAAAUAGUUCAUAAAUAAAAUGAUUUUAAAGGAUUAUUAGAUGCUAUUAAUGAUAGAUUAUUUAAUUAAUCAGAAGAAAUAUUAUUAAUAAAUAAAGAAUUAAAUAAUACUCAUAUCAAAACUAAAUAAUAAAUAGAAGAUUUAUAAAAUAAAUUUAAAUUAGAAUUUACUAAUUAUGAAUUAUAACUUAAAAAUUAUAAAGAACUUUAUGAUCAACUUUAAAAUACAAAUAAGGAUUUAUUAAAUAAAAAUGAAAAUUUAUAAAUUGAAUUUAAUAGAUAAGCUUAAAUUAGUGUUUCAGCAUUAUAAAAUAAAUAAUAAGAAAUAUUAACUCUUAAUGAAUAAACUAAAAAAUUAAAAGAAGAUAUUACUAAAUCCUAAGAACUUAAAUUAACUUAUAAUGAAUAAUAAACAUAAAUUAAUUAAUUCAAAAAAGAAAUUGAAAGAUUAAAUUAAGUUAUAUUAUAAAAUUAAUCAAAAUAAUCAUAAUAAGAAGAAAAUCUACUUACUGUUAUUGAAUAAAAUAAAUAAGAAAUUACAAGAUUACAUCAAUUAAUUAUUGAUCUCCAUAGUUAAAUAGAAUAAUCUGAUAAUCAAAUAUAAUUAUUAAAAGAAGCUGAAUAAAUUAUUAAAGAUAAAAUUAAUAAAGAUAAUAUUUUAUAUUAAGAAAAGAUUAAGAAAUUAUAAGAAAUUAUAUCAAAUAAGGAUAUUGAACAUUCUGCAUUAGAAGAAGAAUAUAAAGCUAUUUAAUCAUAAAAUGUAGAAUUCUAUUCUUAAUAAUAAUAAGAUUAAGAUACAAUUAAAUUAAUUAAAAAGGAUCUUUAAAAGAAUUAAGAAUAGUAUGAACAAAAAAUAAAUGAAUUUAUUAAAUUAUCUGAAAAGUAAUUAUAUGAAAUUAAAGAUCUAUCAGAAAAGUAUUAAUAAACAGAAAAUGAAAGAAGAAACUAAGAUGAAACUAUUUAGAAAUUAAAAAAAGAAUUACUAAAAUAAACUAAUGAUCAUUAAAAAUAAGUUAAAACAUUAUAAGAUCAAUAAAAAUAAUCAUAAGAAAUGUUAUAAUAGAAAUUAUAAUCUUUUGAAAGACUUAAUGAAUAAAAUUAAAUGAUUAUUAAUGAAUAGAAAAAAUUAUUAAAUGAAUCAUAAGAAUAGUUACAGAAAGUAAACUAAGAGAAUGAAGCAUUAUUAUAAAAUAACAGCGAAUCAAUGUGUUCAAUGAAAGAAUAAUAUGAAUUAUAAGCAUUAGAAUUAAAUUAAACAAAAUAAGUUGUACUUGAUCAAUAAGAACUAAUAUAAAAUUAACAAUUAUUAUAUCAUGAUACAUAAUAAGAAUGUUAAAAAUUAAAGAAAUAAUUUGAACAAUAAGAAAUUGUUAAUAAAUAAAACUAAUUAGAAUUAAAUAAAAAUAUAUAAGAUCAAACAAAUCUUAUAAAUUAAUUAAAAAUUAAUCUUGAAUAAUCUGAUAAAAAGCAUAUUGAAAAGAAUACUUCAAUAGAAGAAUUAUCUUAAACUUUAAUUGUUACUUAAAAUUAAAUAUCAUAAUUGAGAUUAGAAUCUACAUAGCUUAAUAAUACAAUUGAACAAAAUUAUAAAACUAUUCAGGAAUUGUAAUCUUAGUUAUAGAUUUAAUCUUCAUCAUAUCAAACAGAAAUACAUUUAUUAAAAAAUGAAUUGUAACAAAUUGAAGAUUAAAAAAAAUAGGAAAAAGAAUCUACAUUAUUGGAAAUUUACAAAUAGGUCUAAGAAUUGUAAGUUUAGCUUUAGUAAUAAAAAGAUCAAUAUUAAAAUACUAUAGAAUAACAUUAAAAUUAAAUUAAACUUAAUUAAGAAAAAUAUGAUUUAGAAAAAUAAUAAGAAGUUAAUCAAAUUAACAGUUUAAUGUAAUAAUAAAUUUCAAUUAAAGAAGAAGAAAAAUAAGGUUUAUUAGAAUAAAUCAAAACACUAGAAAAUAAAAUAGUAUUAUUAGAUUAAAAAUAUAAAGAUAUAAAUUUACAAUCCCAAUCUAAUUAAAAUUUAUAUAGACAAUUAAUUCAAUAAUUUGAGACUUUAUAAUAAGAAUCUUAAGAUGAAUAAUAAAAAUGGAAAGAUUAAAUCUAUUAAAAAGAUGAAAAGAUAAGAUAAAUGGAAAUUAAUUAUAAAUCAGAAAUAGGAAAAUUAAAUGAAGAGUUAAUAUAGGCAAAAGAAUAUAGAAACUAAAUAGAAUAAAAUUAAGUCAAAUUGAUUGAAUAAGAAUAAAUAAAAGAUUAAGAAUUAUUAUAAGUUAAAGAAUUAUUAAUAUAAAAAUAAAAUGAAAUAGAUUCAAUUGAUAAGUUAUUAAAUGAAAGAGUUUUAUAUAGUGAAGAAUUGAAUGGAAAACUGAUGUUGGUUUCAAAAGAAUUGAGUCUAUAUAAAAAUUAAAAUAAAGAUUUAUAAUAAUAGAUAACUUAAUAAUCAGAAUUAAACUAAAAUAUUAUAAAUACCUUAAAAUUAAAAGUUAAUGAAUAAGAUUUACUUAUAAUUCAUUUAUAGACAUAAGUAAAAGAUCUUGAAUGCUAAAUGAAUUCAAAACUAAGUGAUAUUAUAUCAUAAUAAAAGGAUUUAGUCAAUUAAAAAUAAUAAGAAUUGGAUAAAAAUUAAAAUCAAUUAAUUCUACUUAAAAAUUAAUAUUUAUAAUUAUAAAGAGAAAAUGAUGAUUAAAUAAAGUAAAUUACAAUUUUAUAACAGAUAAAUAAAAAUAAAGAUCUUUAAAUAAAUGAUUUUGAAAAUGAAAUUAAUAGAUUAAAUUAAUAAGUUAAUACAAUAAAUAAUUAGAAUUAAUUAAAAUAAGAAGAAUUAGAUAAUGUAUUAAAUCUAUUAAAAGAUCGUGAAUAAUAGAUUGUUAAUCAGAUUGAACUUCUAAAUACUUAACAAUAAUUAUAAGUGAAAUUAGAAUCAGAAUAUAAUGAAAAGUUAAAUAAUUUAAAUUAAAUUUCAAUGAAUUAGUUAGUAGAAUAAUUAUAAAUGGAAAAGGAAAAAGCAACAGAAGAAUUGUAAAAUAAUAAUGAAAAAUUGAAGGACAUGGUUAAAAAUCAAUAGACAAUUUGUCAAUAAUUAAAUGAAUAAUUAUUAUCUAAAGAAAAAGAAUUAUAAGAAUAAGGAAUUUUAAUUGAAUAAUAUCAGUAAUAGGUAUUGUAAUUAAAUGAAGAAUUAACAUUAAUAAUGGAUGAAAAGUCUUAAUAGAACUUAAAGAUUCAUUAACUAAGAACUAGUAUUGAAAAGAUAUAAUAAGAUUUAGAGAUCAAAAAUAUUUAAUUAAAGAAUAGUGAUUUGGAAUUAGAAAAUUAAAAGUAAGAAUUUGAAAGUUAAUUUAAUGAACUUGGAAAUCAAAAUAAAGAAUUAAUUAUUAGACUUAGUGAAUUGUAGUAAGAGAAUAAUGAAUUAUUAGAAUAAGUAAAAAAGAGAGAGAAUGAAUUAAAAAUAUAGAUUUUUGAGAUGGAAGAGAAGAAUCGUUUUGAAAAUGAGGAAUAAAAUAAAAUUAAUUAAAUUUUAUAGUAAGAGUUAUCUAUAUAAGAAGUAAGUGAAGAGAAUGUUAUUAAUGCUUUAUCUUAAAUAAAGAAUGAAUUUUAAGAAUUAUUAGAUAAAUAAUCUUAAUAUUCAACAUUAAUAUUUUAAUUAUAUUCUGAAUUAUUGACAGAUGAUGAAGAAGAAGAUGUUGAAAAAUAGAUCUAAGUUAUUAGUAAUUAAAUAGCAGGAUUAAUUGAUAUUAAAGAUAAAUAUAAGAAGAUAUAAAAUGAAUUCGAAGGUGAGGGAGAUAUUCUCAUAAAAAUUAAGGAAUUGAAGAUAAGUGAAUAGAAAAAAUAGAGUAGUAAUACAUAGGAUGUAAAAUCAAUAGAGGCUUAUUCUUAAUUAUUAGAUGGACUUAUGCAAGAAUUCUUACAUAAUAGAGUUAAUUUAACUAUGCAAUCCAUGAAAUCAUUAUUAACAGAUCAAUAAAGAUAAAAUGUUAAUGAAUAUAGAAAGAAGAUUGGAGAAUUAUAGAAUAAAUUAUUAUAAGCAGAAAAAUAAUAAAAAUGUAUUGAUGAUACAAAAUUCAAUUUAUAAUAAUAUUAAUAAAUUGUUGAUAAAUCAGAAGUAAUUAUAUUAAUUUUAUGUUUUAGUAAAAAGCUAUGUAUUAUGAAAUGGAAUGCAAGAAAUUAGUAUAAUAAAUCUAAGAAAUAAAAUAGAAGAUACCUCAAAGAAUGAGUUUAAAUGACUUAGAUUAAGAUUAAUCAGAGUAACAUAGUUUAAAUAUUUUGAAUUUUUCAUUAAGACAAGAAAUAUUAUAUGGAGAUGAUUCAUUUUUUGAUAAUAUUAGUUAAAUUAAAGAUGAUGAUGCACAUUAGAAAUGUUAAUAAUAAAUUGUAAAUUAUUUAAAAUACUUUUAGUUUAACUUAGUAGAAGAAUGUUAAUUAUUAUAAGAAUAAUUAAAUAUGCAAAGAGAAGACAAGAAUAUUUAAAUUAAAUGA
Molecule: messenger RNA, 5782 nt
Organism: Paramecium primaurelia
Lineage: Eukaryota; Ciliophora; Oligohymenophorea; Peniculida; Parameciidae
Source: the annotation of a GenBank genome assembly